Molecule: messenger RNA, 4446 nt
Organism: Thunnus maccoyii (southern bluefin tuna)
Lineage: Eukaryota; Metazoa; Chordata; Actinopteri; Scombriformes; Scombridae
Product: E3 ubiquitin/ISG15 ligase TRIM25-like
Exons: 9
Coding region: 136-2196 (686 amino acids)
Molecular function (GO): protein binding
Source: RefSeq, a predicted model, not a curated record
ACAAGGAUUAUCACAUAUUAAAAUUAUUAUUAUUUUUUUUAAAAUGUUUGUUUGUCUUGAACCAAACCAAAACUAUUGACAUUACUGCAGUGGUGAAAAACAUGGUUUGGGUAAUUUGGGCGAACUGGCCCUUUAAUGCCUUUACAUGCCUGUAAGACAACACUGAGGGCAAAGGAUAUCCAUUGUUAUGAGGGAGUGGAUGACAUUGCGGAAGAGCUAUUCCUGUAUCCUAACCCCUCCUCUUCACAACAACACACCGGGAGUCAGGAAAAGCUUCUUCUUCAUCAGCAGGAUCGGAGGCAACAGGCAGACCUACAGUCACCGGAGCUUCGAGCACAUCCUGCCGCGAUGGCCCAGGCGAACAUCUCGGUGACCGAGAGCCAGUUUCGAUGUCCAAUCUGCCUGGACAUCCUGAAGGACCCGGUGUCCAUCCCCUGCGGACACACCUACUGCAUGGCGUGCAUCAACAACUACUGGGACCAGUCGGAGUCGGGCCAGUUCAGCUGCCCCCAGUGCCGCGAGACGUUCAGCCCUCGGCCGGUGCUGCGGCGGAACACGAUGCUCGCCGAAGUCGUCGACAAACUCAAGCUGAGCGAAAUGUUCGCGGAGCCGCCGGAGCUCUACCUGGGGGGAGUCGGGGAAGUGCCGUGCGACUUCUGCCCCGCGGAGAGCAAGCUGAUGGCGGUCAAGUCGUGCCUGGUGUGCCUGGCGUCUUUCUGUGAGCUCCACGUCCUGCCGCACCGAGAGGUCGGCACGCUGCGGCGGCACAAGCUUGUCGCCGCGGUGGAGUGCCUGGCGGAGCGGCUGUGCGCUCAGCAUCGCCUGGGUCUGGAGCCCGCGGGAAGCGGCUCCGGGGCGGAGGCCGCGGGGGAGUGGACCGGAGACUGCCUGCUGUGCGAGGCUGACCAGGAGGAGGUGCAUAAUGUGGACGCCCAGAGAGCCAGGAGACAGGUUCAGCUCCAGGAGUCUCAGCGGAUGGUUCAGGGGAGGAUACAGAGUGUAGAGAGAGAGCAGGAGGAGUUUCAACAAAGCUUGGAGUCUCUCAAGGUGUCAGCGUCGGCUGUUUUGGAAGACAGUGAAGCUCUGUUUGCUGACAUGGCAGUCCGCCUGGAGAAAACCAAGGCUGAGGUCCGAGCGAGGCUGGAGGCCAAGGAGCGAGCCGUGGUGGGGAGGGCUGAACGUGACACAGAGAUGCUGGAGAAAGAUUUGGAGGAGCUGAGGAGGAGAGACGAGGAGAUCAGCCGACUUCUACAGACCGAGGACAACAGCCAUUUCCUACAGGCGGCUCCAUUGCUGUGCGCCCCUCUCACCGCCACCUGUCGGCACUCCAGAGCCCUCAGCCUGCCCACGGAGGCCUUCAGCGGAGCCAGGAAAGCGCUGUGCCACCUCCGCAGCCGCAUGGAGGAGGUCUGCAGGGAGGAGGUGGACAAGAUCAACCGAGCAGUCAAUGAGAACUACGUGUCUGGCGGAGAGUGCGUAAAAGGUGGCAGAAAUCUCAGUGCGGAGAACUUCAAACCUCAGCAAAUGCAACCAACACUAUCUGCAGGGCAAGAUACGACGAGGGCAGUGCCGAUGUCGUUCCCUCUGUCCUCUUUGUCUCUGCAACCGGCUGAUCAGAGGAUGAGGGCGGCUUUCCUCAGGUUUUCAUGUCAUCUGUCCUUGGACCCUGAUACAGCUCACCCGACCCUGGUUCUUCUCGAGGGACCCCAGGGCGCCCACUGCGGUGAGGAGCCCCAGUCCUACCCCCCUCACCAUCAGCGCUUCGACUCGGUGGCCCAGGUCCUGUGCAGGGAGGGCCAGUUCGGGGGCGCCAGCUACUGGGAGGUAGAGUGGAGGGGCGGGGGAUGGGUCGACAUCGGCGUCACCUACCGUGGUAUCGGACGCAAGGGUGGUGGAAAACCCUGCCUGCUGGGGCGCAACGAGAACUCAUGGCGGCUGAGGUGUACGCACGCUGGGUACGCCGCCUGGCACGACAACCGUAAGACCACGGUGGCCGCGCCGCCCUGCCCCAGGAUCGGUGUGUUCCUGGAGCGCCAGAAAGGAGCGUUGUCCUUCUACAGUGUGUCGGACACAGUAGUACUGCUGCACACCUUCCGCUGUCCCUUCUCUCAGCCGCUGUAUCCAGCCUUCCGCCUGGACCUGGACUCCACCUUGCUCAUCUGCCCCCAUGAAGGAGGCAAUGGAAACCCAACUUAACCCUGCCCCCCCCCCCCUCCCCUCCUCAUCCAGGACCCUUUAUCUAACCUGCAAGAAAGGGCUGUUCACUCUUAAAAACACUGAAAUGGAAGAGGUUGCCAAGACAAAAACACCAGGAAGAAGCAUCACAGUCAGGAAUCAAACACUUGUUUUUUUUCCCAUACAUGUCUUUUUGCAUAGUGAAUGUUUCUCUUCACAUAAAAGUGCCCCUUUAUCCUUUUAAGAAAACUCCCUUUGAUUGUAAAAUACUCGUUUGGAUGACUGUCAGCUGGAGCUCUAUACAGUGAACACUGUAGCUGUAUUUUAUCACAAUAGGCCUUUUUCAGAGAGAGUUAUAUUGAUGUUUGACAUUUUGUCAUAACAGGAAAAGCACAGGUGUUACUAUAAACAUCAAAGAUGUUAUGUUCAAGUUUGUGCAUCAUUCAUUUUACUAUCUACACUUGUGUUUUUCUGACUGUGACAAACUGUGACAUGUCAGAAGGCCUGUUCAACACAGAUUUUGGAACCACUUUCUAAUAAGGCACCUUUAUAAAGACUUUAUAAGAUAUAACUAAUACUAAUACUUAAAGUCCCUUUGACUGAUUGGACUGUAUGACCACUUACCUUCUGGGAAAGGGCUGGAGAGUAUUUGGACCAAAAUCCAUUUAUGAAUAACUUAAUACUUACCAAUAUUUAUAACAACAUUAUAACCAAAUAAGCACCAACUAAAGGGAUCUUUUGCCAGAUAAUAAAGCUAGUAGUUACAACUCACAAACUGUUUGUAAAAAGUGCCUUAUUAGAAAGUGAUAGGUGAAUUAUUUAUUUAUUUCCCUACAAUGACAGGCUGAAUAUUUAGUACCUUCUAUCAACCUCACUGCCACAUGACAUGGAAAACUGCUCUUUUAGAGUAUAUUAAUAAUAAUAAUACCUGCAAAUGUGACCUCAGCCUCACAUUUAGACAAAUGAAAUGCCAUAUUGAAGCAAACCUUUCUGUUAGGUCAUGUCUGUCAUGUUCUUUAGAGGCGGUUUGAGGUCAUUUUCAUUUAGUUUUUGAGGACGCCGCCUUGCAAAUCUGCCUUUUAAAAAUAAAUUAAAGGGUGCAUUCACAUUGCAGGUCAUUCUCAUAUUUCAGUUUUCUGUUGAUAUGUGAUGUUUUUUUUUUUGAGGACUGUGAUAUCUACGUCAGUAUAUAACCCAUAUUCAGUAACGAUGUAUGAUUACAUAUUUUAAAGUGAUGUUUGAAUGUUCGAGGCACAUAUAAGCACCAUCGUUUGGUGACGUAAAAAAAAUUCCAACACUUUGCAUGCUUCCAAAUCUAACUUAUUACCUCAUAUUCAGCAGCUUUUACUGUUCACAUAGAUAAGAGAACAUCAGAUGGGUGUGAAAUGUGAGGAAAAAAUAUCAAGUUUUUAACUGAUGAGAUUUGCCGCUGCGUCCUCUGAACCCUGUUUCCGUUUUGGAGACUUGUUUGAUUGUAGCGCUACAGAGGACAAGAAUCCACUUAUCGUAACAAGAUUUCAAAGUGUGACCUUGCCUUCCGUCUGAACGGACGCCAUGAACGCAGCCGCAGCUUUUCCUUUUUAAAUGGUGCUAUUGCAGAGGACCAGAGCACUGUGUGACGCCUUUAAACCAAACUGUUUGUGAAAUGGAAAAUGUCUUUCAUGAGGAUCAGCAAUUGUAAAUCCAAAGAAACAACAAGAUUACAUAAAUAUAUAUAUAUAAUGUAGCUAUCGACUUUAUACAUGUGUGUAUUUUUCAAAGGCAUGUUCAUAAUUGUCACAGCUUCAUCAAAACAAUACUAACAGAAAACAGAACACUGUAUUACACAUACUGUACUACUAACAGAACAUUCAUAUGUAUUACAACAAUGCAACUCAACUAAAUUACAUUUCUGAAUUUGCCAAUCUCAUCUGAUCUGGGAGGUGAAGGAACAUUUAUUUUGCCAUUAAGUGCAUUGUUUCACUGUAACAUUAACUGAACUGUCCAUGUUGGUGUGUAUAAUUUAAUCUUGUAGCAUUUUCUUCACCUGUUUCCUCUCUGUGCUUCUGUUAUUGUUCUUGAAUGUGACUGUAAAGUAUGUAUGUAAUAUAAAAUAUGUUGUAUAUGUUUGACAGUUGUUUUUUUUUCCAGGUUGAGUUCAGUCUGCCUUGGUUGGCUCGCAAUAAACUGAUCCAUGGAGGUCUGAACGGGUAGUUUGAGUCUGUUUCAUGUUGUGAACUGGAGACGUUAAUACAUAUUAACAAGCAUUUAUCCAAUGAUUGAUUGCAAAUG